AUGUUCACCCUCUCUCUUCUGAGCCGAGGACAUGGGAAGUUGGUCCAGGACAAACAGAAGUUGGAAGUCUAUUUUGAACCAGAGGACUAUUUGAACUGGAAGUCUCAGGAAGACUAUAUCCUUGUCAGCAAAGCCCAGAAUAAGGACAGUGCCAGCCAGCACUCCUGGAGCCUCUUUCUUCCUAAGACCUUCAGCACAAGAAAGGGGGCACUGAUCCUCUAUUCAGAAGGGCUAGCUGUGUCAGCAUGGACACCCAGGGAAAGGAGAAGAGGAUCCAGGAAGAAGCAGGACCUGGGACUGCACACACUUCAAGACCUCAAAGAAGCCAUCUUGGCAUACGGAAGGAGAAAGAGGAAGCAGGACAGCGCCCGGCAACCUUACCUCUACUUCCGAAUCAAGCCAGAAAGCAAGCAGACCCAACGGCAGAUCCAGCCUGGGUAUUCGGCCAAGAGAUACCUCCGCGGCCUUCUGCGGGCAUGGCCCCCUGACACCUUGUACAGGCUCCAGUGUGCAGGACACAUCAAGGAUUCUGUGCUGCUCCAGGACAGUCAGCUUGGGAUACCUAAGAAUCUCAGGCCACAACAGGAUCUUUCAGGUGUACCCCCAAAAUACCAUCUCCUGCCUGUCAUCCCUUCAUUUUGGAUUCAACAGAGAUCAUCUUAUGCACAAGGUCUGGAUGGAGGAGAAAUUGGUACGCACAUGGGCCAGGGCUCUGUUGCUCAGAACCACAGUCAUCAAGGGACUCACCGGAUGUCACUCAGGAAGCAGCCGUGGCGGGAAGAUGAAACUCGGGAUGAGGACACCAUGAGAGAGAGCCACCUCCCCGUCCACGCUUCAGAGCAAAGUCACAAUGGAGAGAAUGCACAAGCCUCCGGGAAGGUCCUUGGGCGUGCCUCAUUCAGUCACCCUCAGCUUCCUAGUGACAAAUCCCUCUUCACGUUCUACUGUGGAGCCUUCCCAGACAAACAAGGGAACACGAAAUCCCACAAGGUCAGAGGCAGCUGCUUGUCACAGGAGCCUUCUGUUAAAAGAUGCCUUUUCCCUCCUAUAGCGUCCGAUAUUGGCUCAGAACAAAAUACCCUUGGGGAAACAAAGAAAAGAAAGGCACCAAGGACUCUGAAAUUACCUCCUGUUUCAGAAGAACCACCCAGAGUCCUGAAACCCCCGAGGGGCCGAUUUAAAGGCACUGAACCCCCACUGGAGCUCUUCAUUAUCCCGAUGGAGAUUCAUUUUCAUGCCCCACAACCCCCCAAAGAGAAGGCCAGCAGAAAAGGUGUUCAGCAUCCUGAGUCAGAAUCAGAAGAAGCCACACCUUUAUGGAGGCCUCCCAUGAAGCAUUUGUACUCGGAAAGGCCAAGGGGGAUAGCGGUGCAUCUCCCAGUGGACUGCAGCCAGGACACACCCUCACCUCAAGAAGAUGGUGAUAUCCUGGCCCAGAGCAUGAAUCAACGCCUGGGUCUCCUACCCCCAAUUAAUGGAAAGAAAAGUCCAGAGAUCCAGAGAGACAUGGACAGAACCAGGACAUCAGGCUUCGACAGUCCUUCAGGUUGCCCAAAUGAGAGGGCAUCGCCAAUAGGACCAGAAGACUCCGGAGAUCUGACACUGAAACACAUCUUGCGGAGUCUAGAUGGUAAAAACGUCUGCCUGACCCUCCCAGGGUUCAUGGGAACAGAGGUGCUUCCACUGGGACAAGCAAACACUGGAGCCAGAGCCAGUCUUCAUGGGCAUCUUUAUGAAACCUCCUCACGUUUGGCUCGAGCAGCAGAGAGUCAGGAAGGUGGAGAUGAACUUGACUCUCACGAAGAACCAGGAGGACCCCUCAGAGGAAAUGCCAAAGACAGCCAAGAACCAAGGAACAAGACCCUCAACCCCCUCCGGACUUCCCUGGCUGAGGACAGCCAGCCCUCAGAGGCUGACACCGUAAAGAACAUGGACAGAGAUUACAAUGUGCACCACCCACACAGAAAACCUCUAGAACAUGAGCAUGCGUUCCCAAAGAAGUUGGGUUCUGAGACUACAUCCCUUCUUCCAAGAAAAAAGAAGAAAAAGAGACCCAAACUGUUCAACCAGAAGACUCUAGUUGCCAUCAAUUAUGGAAGGAAUUUGAUUGACAAGGCUAAGAGGAAGAAAAGAACCAAGACACACCAGGCCAAAGCUCCCAAGAAAGAGAGGGAAGGAAGAGGCCUGGGGCAGGCAGAGGCUGCUGGAGGAAAGCCAAAACAUUCAAAAACUAAAAAGAAAUCAGAGCUAACUCCAAAAGAAAAGAAACUGGGAAGCAAAAUGAAAAGGACACAUAAAGAGAGGAAUAUGGAGAUGGCAGCUGGGCCGAGCAAGUCAGAUAUCACCAACUCCAAGGAGGCCGGCAGCGCCUCACAUCGAGGGCUCCUCCGCUCACACUCCGCCACGGGGCGACUCCGCUCUCACUCCGCUGCGGGGCGCCUCUCUCUUGAACUCGAUGCUCUGGAUAGUCAGGUUGCUAUAGAUGGAAGAGUAUCAGCCACCCAGGACACAGAUGUCACUGGCAACAUGGAAUCUGAAGAGGAGAGAAGCCAUGGAGACCCUUCCAAGGCCCUCCAGGAUCAGCAGCAGCAGGAGAAGGCUUCUCGAGACAGAAUUCGAACAGAGAGGGCAGAGAUGAGGUGGCUGGAGGUGGAGCGGAGGAGAAGAGAGCAGGAGGAGCUGACUCGGCUCCAUCAGGAGCAGCUGGAGAAAGCAGAGAAGAUGAAGGAGGAGCUGGAGCUGGAGCUGCAAAGACGCACUGAGGCGAUCCGCCUGAGAAAGCAGAGACUGGAGGAAGAGCGGCAGCAGCAGGAGGAAGCAGAGAGAAAACAGAGGCUCCAGCUGCAGGCGGCACGGGAAAGAGCACGGCAGCAGCAGGAGGAGCUCCGCAGGAAACUGCAAGAAAUGCAGAGAAAGAAGCAACAGGAGGCGGCGGAGAGGGCUGAGGCAGAGAAGCAAAGGCAGAAGGAACUGGAGAUGCAGUUAGCAGAUGAACAGAAACGCCUGAUAGAAAUGGCUGAGGAAGAACGGUUGGAGUACCAGCGGCAGAAACAAGCAGCAGAAGAGAAGGCCAGGCAGGAGACUGAGGAAAGGAGGAAACAGGAAGAGGAAGCAGCAAAGCUAGCUCUGGAAGAAGUCACAAAACUAGCCCAGGAGCAAAUCAGGCAAAAAGCUGCUUUGGAGAAACACCUUCAUUUCCAUCAAGAACUCUCUAAAGAAGCCAGUGGUCUACAGUGGACACAGAACAUUUCCAGACCAUGGGUCUACUCAUAUUUCCAGUCCCUACAAAUCCCCAAGCCGUAAGGCUAGAAGAGAGAAAAGUAAGUUGAGAAGUGGUGACAGAAAAAAAGCUCU
Molecule: messenger RNA, 3354 nt
Organism: Apodemus sylvaticus (European woodmouse)
Lineage: Eukaryota; Metazoa; Chordata; Mammalia; Rodentia; Muridae
Product: KIAA2012 ortholog
Exons: 21
Coding region: 1-3303 (1100 amino acids)
Source: RefSeq, a predicted model, not a curated record